This is a messenger RNA of Parnassius apollo (apollo), 14634 nucleotides long. NCBI's taxonomy places the organism in Eukaryota, Metazoa, Arthropoda, Insecta, Lepidoptera, Papilionidae. The record is from the annotation of a GenBank genome assembly.
AUGUCUGCAUCCGAAGAUUUAGAAGAUUUCAUUUUUCGUCCUCAGCAGCAUUUGGAUGCUAAGUGGCUUAAUCCUGACUUACAAGAUGCUUUGCAUAAUCCUGAUUCUCUUUCUACGUUAUUUAAUAGUCUAAUACAGGACCGUGAAAUAUAUUUUGAGUCUGGAAACGGUCUUGUAAAUGCUGCUGGAAUAACAGCCAAACUUGGUGACAGUGGCAAAUAUUACUGUGGCCUAAGGAUUCUUACCUGUACUUGUUGUGAUGGACUUUGUGGUCCUCAUUCAGGAUGUGCUUGUGACGCAUGUUCUGCCUUAUCUUCAGAAGAAGAACAGCGUGUUGCAAUUCAAUCAAAGCUAGUUGUUCCUCCUCCAUCAAUUCAGGUUAUAGAUGAUCUAAAAUGGAAACAAGAUCCAGGCCCAGAAUGUCUGCAAAGUUUGAUGGAAUCCCUAAUGUGGGAGCAACGGAUGAGAGCCAUCAAUGCAGUUGUCAGUUGCUCAUUCAUAUCUCAAAUUCGCCGAUUGAUUGUCCUCUGCAAUAGACAUCUUGUGGCUGUUAUCAGGGACCAAAGCCAUAAUAAAGAAAUUAAGAAAAUUAAAAUAGAUAACAAACCACCACAUGUCAUAAGUAACAGAGCACUUAGUAAUGUUGUCAACACCCUCAACAAACCUGUAGAAAUCAGUUCAGAAACUCAAGAGGAAACUGAAGAGCAUACUGAUGAUUCUGAGAGUGCAAUAGGGUUAGCACGAGUAGGCGCACGCGCUGCAUUGCGACUGGCAUUGUCGCUUGUGCGACGUGCAUGGCGUUGCGGCGAGGAUGCGGACGUGUGCUCGGCACUGCUCCGCGAUGCAUUGGAUGCAGUGCGCGCAUUACCUGACGCGGCUCUCUACGCUGGUGCCGGGCUCGGAGUAACGCAGGCACCGCGCUCACAGAAAAUCUGGGCCGAAGUUGUUGAUAGUGCUGCCAAGUUCCUGCAUCAAGUUGUCGCUGGCGAGGUAGGAUGUAAUGUUCCUUUGGGCGACUGGCGCACUUCACUAUGCGUGUGGGUGGAGCUGUGCGCACGCAGGGCCGAGCUGCCUGCACUAUUAAAAGCAGCUGACGUACUCGUCGCACUACCACCGCGCCAAAAGCGACAACCCGAUAAUAGAAUCAUUCUGGAAGAAUGUACCGCGCCACUUGGUCCGUUUUUAAGACGCAUGGCAAAAGUGACUGCCCCCAAUCCGAUUGUUAACAAUGAAACUACGGCCGAGGACAACUAUACUGAAUUAUAUCUAAAGGAACUUAAUAUACCUGCUGGUGAUGGGUUAAUGGAAGUAAGAAAGGCAGGUAUUGCUUUGCUCUGUCACCUGGACAGGCUUGGUGCUCCUUUGCUGCCACCUUUGAAGGGAUUUGUAACUUGUACUGAAUCAGCACAAGAAGUGGUGUCUAUUGGGUCUGGUCCUCUUCAGUUAGGCAGUCUUAGAAUUCAGCAGAUUGCAUGUGCAGAAAAACUAGCACUUUUACUAACUCACGAUGGCGCUGUCUACACACUGCCUUAUGAUACUCUGACUCCUCAUUUAGUACCAGGAUUGGAGAGUAAGACGAUAACGCAAGUGUCGUGCCACGGUGCGGGGCGGCACUACCUGUGCUGCGGGUCGUGCGGCGGCGCGUGGUCGUGGGGCGCGGGCGAGGACGGGCGACUCGGGCACGGCGACACGGCGCCGCGCGACGCGCCCGCCGCGCUGCACCACCUGGCGCACCACGAGGUGAUCCGCGUCGCCGCCGGGCCCGCCUCCAGCGCUGUAAUAACAUCGCGAGGCGCGCUUUACACGUGGGGUCGGGGCGCACACGGCCGCCUUGGCCACGGAACUGUCGAGAACUGCCUCACGCCACAGCCCGUUUCCUUCAACGCGCACAACAUUGAGCGCGUUAUCGACAUUGCUUUAGGUUGGGGCGAGAGCUACACGCUGUGCUGCACAUUGGAAGGUGCAGUACAAGUAUUCGGUGAGAAUGAGGGAGGGGCUCCCCACGCAUUGUCGUCUCUUUCGGUGUUCAGGGUCACUCGCGUCUACACUGGGGAACACUGGCAUGCGGUACUGACUGACAGUGGACAAGUGUAUACUUGGGGUAAAGGUGAUGGCUAUCGCCUUGGUCACGGUUCGUUAGAAUCUUUUAAGAUUCCGAAGUUAUUGGAAGGCCUUCAAGGUGUAAAAGUGGUUGACCUGUCCUUGGGUGCGUCGCACGGUAUUGCCUUAACUUCUGAAGGAGCACUAUACGCUUGGGGAACACAUGAACGAGCUCAAAUAUCAAAACCAGUACCUCAGUUGUUGCAAGUUUUUAACUCUUCUUUUAAAGCAAACGGCUCCUCAAGCGCACCGACACAAAUAUUUGCGUGGAGUGAGGAGAACCCGAGAGACUUGCCAUCUUCGAUGCCAUUCGUUAUAGAUUUAUCUGAAAACACAUUUAUAUAUUUAGAAAGACUCUUGAGAAUUGCGGUGGAUCAGAGCAGUACGGCAACUAUAAAAGAGAACGAGUGCUUAGCAAUAGCUUGUCUUAAUUUACUGCGAUUGCAAGUGCACGCGUGGCAAUGUUCGCGCGGCGCGGAGAGCGCGGCUGGCGAGGGGGCGGGCGAGGGUGCGGGCGGGGAGAGGCGCGCGUGGUGUGGCGGCGUGCACGGCGCGCUGGUGGCGCUGGCGGAGGGGCGCGCGGGCGCGGGCGCCGCGGCCGCUGCUCGCCGCGCGCUGGCCGCCGCCUGGCCGCUGCUGCUGCCCACGCCGCAGCUGCGCGCGCACCACCUCAUCGCGCUGCUGCCGCACGGAUCAGCGCCGGCCAGUGCUGGUGCGAGGUUCAUGACGGAGCUGCUGGUGUGGUCUCUACUCGGAGGCGGGGGUCUCCGCGACGCGUUAAAGAACGCGCUACAAGCGCAUUCUACUGACACCUACAAUCACUUGCAGCUUGACGAUGAAUAUGAUCAGGUCGAUAUUGUGACGGGUCAACGUGGCUCUCAGUCGUCUGCCAAUGCUGACGAUGUUGAUGUAGUACAAGGUGGUUGCACGGAAGAGUACCAAAUUGAUAAUGCAACAUCUUCUGAGAAUGGCGCUUCUGUUCCCUUAAUGCACUUGGUCAAGCAUCUUAUCCGCAACACGACCUGCCAAACGCAAAUGCAUAUAAAUGCAAUAAUCAAUGGCGAAACAAGCAAAACGGACGAUCCUAAAGCACACGAUACCGUGAGCCCUAGCUGUGAUCUGCUCAUAAGGUUUCAGAGGCUGCUAUUUUGCGAAGCGAUGUGGUCACGAGGAGGGCGGAGCACUCGAGGUGGAGUGCGGGCGCUACUUACACAGUACAGUGCUCUGCUGGCAGAGCACGUGGACGCCACGCUCACCUCAUUUACACGGGCGCUUCGAAGGGCCGAUAGCAACCAGAUGGUGGCUUUGUGCGAUGUCAUCAAUUCUGAUAUUAUAGGGCGCGUGGUGAGCGAGGCGUGCGCGUGGGUGUGCGCGUGCGCGGCGCGGGCGAGCUGCGCGCUGCUGGAGUGCGCGACGCCGCUGGCGGGCGUUGCGCGCGCCUGCGACCGCGCCGCGUGCGCUCUGCCCGCCGCCGCGCGCCUCGACGCCGACCUGCUCGCCUGGCCCGGCCUGUUCGCGCGCAAGCAUCGCCGCGCCACCACCCUCCUGCGCAAAUGCGACAUUCAAAACCACAUAAAGGAGGGCGGUUCUUGGAUAGUGGUGGCUGGUCACGUGUUUGACGUGGAAAACUUUGAUUGUGCUAACGCCAGCACCGUAGAGCUGGUGCGAAAGCUGCGCGGUUGUGACGCUACUGAGGCGUUGAGCGAGGAGCCGCACGCCGCGUUUCUGUCCAGUAUCACUGAGAAGUGUGUCGGGUUAUAUGCCGAUCAGAUCUAUAGCCACCGGUGUCAAGAGAGCACGUCCAGCCUGCGCGCCCUGCACGUGCUGUCGUCGUGCGCGUUCAACUUGGCGCUGGGGCUGGCCCAGUGCGGCGUGCGGCUCGCGCGCUCGUUGCCCGAGCAGCAGGCUGAGCGCGACGCAGCCGCCUACGCUGCCGCUGUCUUCCUUAGAGGCGGCUUGCAGGUUUCUCAGCUGACGAACCCUUUCGAAGAAGAAAAGGCGGAGGCUCGCAGCGGGUCGUCGACGGGCGGCAACAGUCCGGCGGGCGAGACGCCGGCCGCGCCGCGCCUGAGCGUGGCGCCCGCGCCCGCACGCGCCGUUGCGCUGCUGCACGCGCUCGCCGAGCCCCGGCUGCACGAUCCAUUAGCGCUGCACCUGUGGUGGGCGUGCGAACGUCGCGAAGGUUGCGCCCCUCACUUUCCCCCAGAGCACCCGCUUGAAGAGUUGAGACGUGCCUUAUUAGCGGCGUUGCUGUUCCACGCUGGGUUGAAGGAACACGCGCUUGCAACUGCAACUACUGAAAUGGAAAAGGGAGAAGUGAAGUUGUCACCUGCAAUGUCCGAGAUUGUAAAAGCCGUACAACAGAGCAAAUGGACGCUAAUGAGGACGAGGCAACAGUUGUCACGUGGAUAUAAGGAAGUAUGCGCAGCUCCAUUGGAAAGGGCCAGGUUUUUGUUACACGAAGUACGUGCAGCGAUAUCUCCUGCAGUCACGGCUUUACAAAAGAGGCCUCCAUCCCACCGGCCGCCUACCGCUAAAAGGAUUUUUCAAAAAGUCAUGCGAAUGGCCAAGUCGCCUAGUUUCAAUAAAUGUUUUGAAACAACAAAGGAUUUAAGGAACAGGCAGAAUAGCUUGAGUAAAAGCAUGUUAAGAACGACAGGUAGUUUGCUUCAGGGUGAUGCACUUCUUAUUAAAUCGACAAUAGGACACACCUCAAGCAAAGCCACUGAAGAUAUUCACAUAAAAGUUACUGAACCAAAGAGUCAUUCUAAUGCAGAAGGCGUUAACGAUCCAGCUUUGAAAGAUGCUGCUAAUCAACAAACUAAAUAUAAACUAAAGCUAAAGGUUAAGCCUCUCGAGAAAGAUUUAAAAAAUGCGUCAAAUUACGAUGACAUGCGUAACGAAGCUCGUAGUGACAUAAAAAUAUCUGAAAGGGAUGAUGUGCUAGACAAAGAUGAUGAUAAAACACCUACAAAUGAGGUAUCAAUUAGCUCUAUAAACGAUAUCACUGACAAUUCGAUUUUAAAAGAAUCGAUUGAAAGCGAAAAGCAGGUGAUGUUGCUGGCUGACGAUUUGAAAAAUCAACUAAUUACUGCUGAUGAAGAAAAGGACGACGAUAAUUCUGAAAGAAAUAAGUUUGUUAAUGCCUGGGUGGCAAGACUAGCAUGUGAGGAAAAAGAUUUAUAUUGGAUGCUUGAAGAAGUCACACAGGAACAGCAAAAAUUGACAACAGCAAUCAUUGACUUUGUAAUGACUGAAGAGCCUUGCGAUAUUGAUAUUCUGAGAAGAGCUUUAUAUUGCCAGGUGCAGAGAGCUGAGAUUCGUAAAAAUGGUUAUAAAAUAAUAAAUAAAAUUCUACACCUAUCUCAAACCAUGUCCGAGAGCGUUAAGUACGCGGCGCUCUCUGGGCUAUUGGGAGCCUCAAUGGCUGAUUCAGCGCCACGCACACCUCUAAAACCCACCGUCCCGUUGACAUCACCUUUAAAAGGCAUCGAAUCUGUUAUACCAUACUCAAAAUAUAUGGUGCUUCUAGAGCGUUCGAAGUUGAUGGAUUUCAUUCUUAUCGAAUUAAAAGCAAAAGUUUUAGAAGGGGAACAACACCAGCCUUUACCUUUAAAAAUGAGUGCUAACUAUGGAGCUCAUGCAUUGCUGAACAAACCUUCAAGAGCGAGAUUUCUAAUUUCCCUGCUGGCACUGAUGAUAGAAGGUUUUAAUGGCCCGGAAUUAGAGCAAUUAAUUAACGGAGGAGCAUUGAGUUCUUGUUUGACUUUAUUGAAACAAAUUGGUGGAGAUACUACACAAUAUACUUCCCUAAUUUGUCAUGGAACGAAAUCUAAAUCCGAAUGCUUAGUUAUUUACGAGGAUGAAAGGCUGGGUGCUCGCGCUAGAGGCGCUUCGCUUUCUGGUCCUGAACUGGCUUCUCUUAUGAAGAUAGGAACGCGAGUUGUGCGUGGUAAAGAUUGGAAGUGGGGUGAUCAGGACGGUGUACCGGGCGGAGAAGGCCGAGUUAUUGGAGAGCUAGGCGAAGACGGUUGGGUACGUGUUGCCUGGGAUGCUGGUGGCACUAACUCGUAUCGCAUGGGUAAAGAGGGGAAAUAUGAUCUCAAGUUAGCUCGUUCCCCAUCUCCGCCGCCGUCUGUGGAUGAGACAAUGCAUGGCACUGUGGAGAGCAACGUGGAGUGGUGGCCGGUGAGCGAGGUGCGCGCGGCGUGCACCUGCGCUCUGCGCGUGGCGUGCGUGCGCGCGGGCGGCCAGAGUGGGACCGCGGGGGCGGGGGGUGCGGCGCGGCGUAACGUGGCCGCGCUGCAGCGUCGCCUGCUCGCGCUCGCCCGCGCGCUCCACGCGCCGCCCCCCACCGCCUUCGCUGCGCACUCGCACACCGCACUCGCUUUGCUUAGAGCAAGCGCCCAAACUCCUGAAAUGAGAAGAUCAUUGUGCACCGACUCGUGGUUUGAAUUGUGCUACAGCAUUAUUUCUGCGACAGACAAACCGAUCUCUCAAGAUUUGAUAUAUUUACAGAUUCAAUCCAUCUGGCUACUAAAGCAUGUAUUAAUGGAGCACAAUGGCGCCGCUGAAUGGCGCAAGACCGUAACUGCACAACUUUUGGCAUUAGUGGGACGGCUGUGGCUUGAAACCCAUGUUGCUGACCCGGCGCUUAGACCAAAUCACUUGAUGGUUGUGACUGGCGAUGAAGAAGAGCUAGACAACAGGUGGCGCGCGCCUGCUACAGCUAGUUACACAGGCACUACAUGCGCAGCCGUCGUAAACUUAGUGCGUCAGCUGCACGCGGCUCCUCAGUGGCAAACACCCAUCACUGCACUUCUCCUCGAAAAGCUUCAACUGGCAGCACAAAUGAUAACAAGCGACUGGCAUUGGUGGUCGCAUACUAGUCAAGACCUAACUCAAACAGUGAAGCCGUCACCUCCCUCUUUGAAUACUUGUCUAAUAGCUGGUGCGUUGGGCGUUGUUGGUGGAGUAGAAUGGCGUAACAGACUUGGUCAGAAAGUGACAGCUGGCUCACCACCGCGGAAUGCAAUCGUCACGCAACUGUCACCGAGGGCAAAAGUUACUAUAAUACACGAUGACAACUCAGUCAGCAAGGUGGACCUAAAUUCGGUGACGAGUGCGGAGUGCGAGCGGCUGCCUCAGGCGCUGGGCGGCGGCGAGAGUGCACUGCGGGUGUGUGCAGCGCUGCUGGGCGCCGCGCCAAACGUUUUGCCUCUGCACCCACACCAUCUUCCCGCUGAGGUAGACGUUUACGGCCUAAGAAGACAACAAAUGGAGCUAUUAAUGUUAUGUGCUGUUAGAGGGCUGCUUACUACUAGAACGCGUCUCCGAAAAGUUUUAAUGCAACCACCCGAUAAUGCUGGUACAAUGGAAAGGGGCGGCAGUACUGGCACCGAGGGCACGUUGCUGCGUCGCCUGCUGUCGCUGGCGACCCGUCCCAGUCCGUUGGCCGCGGCGUACUCGCCCCGCGACCUCGCCACCGCCGCCGUUGCCAUCGCGCACCAGCUUGCCGCACACGUCGCCGGUAAUCAUGGAGAUGAAAAAGACGUGGAUUCGCCUCCUGAUUUUCCAAUUAUAGACAAGAGCAAUAUGAUGCAAGUUUCCAUGGGACCAUCUACAAGUACAGCGUCAUUGUCACGAAAAGAUCUUAAUACAUGGGCAAACUCUUCGCAAGUACAACAGGUCAUAGAAAUGGGUUUCUCGCGACACGCCGUAUAUAGUGCCAUACAAACUUUGGGUGGUAACAGUAUACCAACUGUGGAAGCACUGGUCGCUUACUUGCUGGAACAACAGCAACACGGAUUCGAUGAGACGGUGUACGAAGUAAAACCUCAAACAUCUAAACAAGAGAAGCGACCUGCGCCGUACCGUUGGCGCAGUUGUUUCGCUUCCGAGGAGGAGUACGCUCAGUACCUUUCGGAUAUUAUCGCUCCAGGCAUGACUGUGCGAUGUUGUAAAGCUUAUGAAAGUGUCGCUUUGGGAGACGUUGGUCAAGUACAAAAAAUUGAACGUGAUAUAAAACAGAAUGUCUUCCUACAUGUGGAGUGGCGCGGGCUGGGGCGCGUGUGCGGCGUGCGUGCGCUGCACGCGGAGGUAGUGUCGGGCGCGCCGCCCUUCGCGCCCGGUGACCGCGUGCGCGUGCGUGCCGCCGUCACGCAACCGCGCUACAAGUGGGGCUGCAUCGACCACACCUGCGUCGGCACCGUCACCGGAAUUUCUAGCAAUGGCCGUGACUUGACGGUAGAUUUUCCGCAACAACCCGGCUGGACCGGUCAAGUCAGUGAAAUGGAACUAGUCACAGAUCAAUCGGAGUGGGGCGAGAGCGCGGGCGGCGCGGCGGUGGGGUGGCGCGGUGCUGUGCGCGCGGUGCGCGUGUCGUCGUGCCGGCCCGGCGCCGGCGCGCGCCGCCUGCUCGACGCGCAGCCGCACACCUACUGGCAGAGCUCCAGCGGCACCGGACAGCACUGGAUCCGCGUGUCGAUGCGCAGCGGCGUGCGCGUGCGGCGACUGGGGCUGGGCGUGGCGGGCGGCGCGCACGCGGCGGGCGCGCUGUGCGUGCGCGGCGGCGCCAGCUUCGAGGAGGCCGCGCUUGUGCCGCUGGCCGCCGCGCCCUGCGCGCCCUCAGUGCCCGUCGCACCGGGUGCGUCGCGCGACCGCCAGCCCGCGCACCUCGCGCAGGUGCAGCUGCUCGCCGAUUGCAAGCAGUAUUAUCCCUGCAUAGAAAUUGGGAUAAAGCAAAAUCGCAACGUUAAUGCAGACUGUCGAGUGCACGGUCUUUACAUUACCGGCUUUAGACCAAACCCACUGUACUCAGAAAUAUUAAUGAGCAUGAAUUUCAUUGCCGAAGACUGGAUGGAAAAAGAUAACCCAACUGGUGCUACUUCUGCUGAAACCAAUCCAGCGUCGCUACCCAGUGAUUGUCCAAAGGUCUAUGUGUGGGGCUUGAAUGAUAAAGAUCAGUUGGGCUGUGUAAAAGGUUCCAAAGUAAAAGUGCCGGUAUUCUCGCCAGUUUUAAGUGCAUUGCGACCUGUUCAUAUUGCCGGUGGAUCGAAGACACUUUUUGUUGUGUCUCAUGAUGGCAAACUGUACGCGUGCGGCGAGGGCACGAACGGGCGGCUGGGGCUGGGGCACAGCAACAACGUGUCGACGCCGCGCGCCAACCCGUACCUCGCGCACGCGCUCGUGCGCCGCGUCGCCGUGCACUCGGGCGGCAAGCACGCGCUCGCACUCACCGCCGACGGCAAGGUGUACUCAUGGGGCGAGGGGGAAGACGGCAAGCUCGGGCACGGCAACCGGCUAACGCUGGAAGCGCCGCGGCUGAUCGAGUCGCUGGCGGGCGAGCGUGUGGUGGGCGUGGCGUGCGGCUCCGCGCACAGCGCGUGCGUCACGGCGCGCGGACACCUCUACACCUGGGGGCUCGGCGAAUACGGUCGCCUCGGCCACGGCGACGACGUCACGCAGCUCGCACCCAAGAUGGUGGAAGCUCUAGCUGGCUUUAGAGUUAUUCAAGUAGCUUGCGGAUCACGGGACGCGCAGACUCUAGCAUUGACUGCUUGCGGCAAAGUUUUCUCUUGGGGUGAUGGAGAUUUCGGAAAGUUGGGUCGAGGAGGUUCCGACGGAUGCGCUGUGCCUAUGAACAUUGAGAGGCUGAAUACCCUCGGUGUGAUACAAGUUGAAUGCGGUGCACAGUUCAGCCUAGCCUUAACAAGGGACGGAGAGGUGUGGACGUGGGGCAAGGGCGACUACUUCCGGCUGGGGCACGGACUGGACGCGCAUGUGCGGCGCCCCACGCUGGUGGAGGCGCUGCGCGGCCGCCGCGUCGUGCACGUCGCCGUCGGCGCGCUGCACUGCCUCGCCGUCACCAGCGACAACCAGCCAGUUCGCCAACAAAACGUAAUCGAAGUGGUCGUCUCGACUCAUGUGAAAAAAAUAAUUCCACAAACGAUACUGCUUUUCUCCAGGUUUAAAUAUGCCCUUGACGGCUGCAGAAAAGUCAAAACGGUGUGGGCGUGGGGCGAUAACGACCAUGGGCAGCAGGGCAACGGCACGACGUGCGUGAACCGGCGGCCCGCGCUGGUGGCGGGCGUGGAGGGUGUGCAGCGCGCCGCCGCCGGCUCGUCGCACUCGGCCGCCUGGGCGCUGCGCCCCGCUGCGCGCGCUCUGCCGCCCGCGCCGCACCUCGCGCCCUUGCCCUUCCCUACCCUCAAGGACCCGCUCGGUGCGCAUAGCCUCGGUCUGUACUCCGAAGAAUCUGCCAUAGAAGAACCGCAAGGACCACGUCCAUCAUUGGCUUCGGCGGCUUUAGCUCUGGAGCCUCCCGUUGCCGUCCAACAUGCACUGUCUUUGUUAUUAUUAGCCUUACACAUAACACAGGCACGCAGUUUUCUGGUGGAGGCACUUCGUGCGCAUGAAGCGUGCUCUACGGUGCCGGUGUCUGCCAGUCUGGACGCAGAGGACGACGACACGGAGACCGACGCGCGCACAGGUGGCGGCGAGGCGCCCGCCGACAGAGCUACACUCCCCAGCGGUGCGAGCAGUCCGCUUAGCGGCUCUAUCUCGUCACGUCAUUCUGCCGUAAUGUCGUCUAGUGCGGUGUCGGUCGCCGCUGCGACGAUGACCGUGCAACAGGCGGAGGCACCUAAAUUGGUACUGGACGACUUCACAUCUCAACUGGGCGAAUCAGACGCGAGAGCUUUAGUGGAUUUAUUGAAGCUUGCUGCAGCCGGCCGAGUGCCCGAUGCUAAUAACGCAGUGAAAGUUAUCACUGACGUUUUGAUGGCGCUGUGCGGAAGCAAGCCGGCGGUGGCGGACAUGGUGGUGGAGGUGUGCGUGUGCGAGCUGGAGGAGGCGGCGGCCGGCGCGGGCCGCGCGCCGCCGCUGCCCACCACCGUCGACAGCCCGCACCCUUACGCGGACGACACCGACAUAUCCGGAGUUGUGAAAAUCCCGGGCGCGUCGUCUCUCCGUGUGACGUUUGAGCAGGGCUGCUCCACGGAGCGACGCAACGAUCCACUGACGAUAUCGGACGCAGCGGGGCGCGUGUUGGCCACGCGAUCCGGCCGUGAACCUGCAGACUGGGCACAGGAAAUUAUAGUUAAUGGCGAUGAAUUACGGUGGAGGUUCACGAGCGACGGUUCAGUAACCGGUUGGGGUUGGAGGUUCACUGUAUAUCCAAUACUUCCGGCUCAUUCAGUUGCGGAAAGCGGAUCUGACCGCUACGUUUUGUCCUGUCCAUCGGUUGAAUUGGCAUGGCGUUUACUAGACGGUCCUUUGCUGACGGCUAUUUCUAACGACCAUCAACUGGCCCCAAGACUUGCACAAGCACUCGCUAUAUGUGCUCAGAUGCCAACUCUUUCGUGGCGCGCGCGCGUGUGGUGCGUGCGGCGGCUUCGUGGCGUGGUGUGCGGCGGCGCGGGUGAUGCAGGCGCGGGAGCGGGCGCGGGGGCGGGGGUGCCGCCUGCGCUGCAGCAACUGCCGCAGCUGCUGCAGGCGCAGUAUGAGCACGAGGAGCCCGCGCUGCGCACCGGCACGCACUUGCUGCACACGCACUACCUCAAGGAGCUGGCGUGGCUCGCGUGCGGGUUGCGCGUGGACUCGCGCGUGUGCGGCGGGGCGGACGCGGCACGCUGGGCGUGGUUCAAGCGCUACUGCCUGUGCGUGCGCACCGCGGACGCGCUGAUCCGCCGCGCGCCGCUGCCCGUGCCGUUCCUCGCGGACGUACGCAAGCGACUUGCCGAACUCGGUGUCUACAACGUCGACGAUACUGCCGGCGACGCGCCCUACCCCUGGGAGGAUAACACCAAGUUCACUAAGCAACAUGAUGAGCAGUUGCUGCAUUGGGUCAAUAAGCGAGCAGAGGAGUGGUCGGGGUGGUGGGGCGGCGGCGCGCGCGGUUGCGCGGUGUACGGCUGGGGGCACAACCACCGCGGCCAGCUGGGCGGCGUGGACGGCGCCAAGGUGCGCUCGCCCGCGCCCUGCCUCGCGCUCGCCGCGCUCAGCCCCGUGCAGCUCGUCGGCGGCGAGCAGACGCUCUUCGCCGUCACGCCCGAUGGAAAAGUCUACGCCACAGGCUACGGCGCUGGGGGACGAUUAGGAAUAGGCGGCAUUGAUUCUGUCUCUCAGCCUACACUUUUAGCGUCAAUUCAACAUGUCUUUAUAACAAAGGUGGCUUGUAACUCUGGAGGCAAACAUUGCCUGGCUUUAUCUGCUGAUGGAGACGUUUACAGCUGGGGCGAGGGCGAGGACGGUAAACUUGGCCACGGCAACAGAGUAAGCUACGACCGUCCGAAGCUAAUCACCGCGUUGUCGGGACUGGAGGUCGUGGCGAUCGCUUGCGGCGGCGCUCACUCCGCUUGCCUGACUGCGCGCGGUCGUAUCUACACGUGGGGCAAGGGCAGAUACGGACGCCUGGGACAUGGCGACUCUGAAGACCAACUUGUACCUAAGAUGGUGGAGGCGCUCUCGCAGCACCGGGUGAUCGACGUUGCGUGCGGCUCGGGUGACGCGCAGACGCUGUGCAUCACGGACGACGACAACGUGUGGUCCUGGGGCGACGGCGACUAUGGCAAACUUGGUCGAGGAGGCUCAGAAGGCUGCAAGCUUCCGAUGAGAAUAGACUGUCUGAAAGGUCUGCGAGUUAUCAAGGUAGAAUGUGGCUCUCAGUUCUCCGUCGCUUUAUGCCAAUGUGGAAGUGUUUAUACAUGGGGCAAAGGCGACUACCAUAGACUAGGGCAUGGCAGCUACGAACACGUAAGACGUCCAAUGCGCGUUACGGGCAUGCAGGGCAAAAUGAUUACAUCGAUUGCGACAGGGAGUCUCCACUGCGUUGCGUGCACGGACACGGGGGAGGUGUACACCUGGGGAGACAACGACGAGGGACAACUCGGCGACGGCACAACGCUGGCGGCGCAAAGGCCCCGCCUGCUUGUGGCUUUACAGGGCAAGCGCGUGACGAAGGUAGCGUGCGGGAGCGCGCACACGGUGGCGCUGUGCGUCGAGGCGCCUCGCGCGCCGCGCCCGCCGCCGCCGCCGCCGCUCGAGUGCCAUCUGCUGCGAGACCUGCCCACACCCCUCAUCUGCAACAGGCUGGUUCUACUGCAUCAGUUCUCGGAAUUGGUGUGCCCAAAUUUACAGUUGCUGAUUUUAGACGGACCUUUGGACCAGUUAAGAACUCUGCUCUUCUACAGCGUCAAAGAAGCUGCUUUCAGAAAGGCGAUAAUGGCGACGAUGGUGCGCGAGCGGCAGCACGGGCCGGUGGUGGAGCUGUCGCGCGUGGGAGCGAGGCGCGCGCGGCGCGGCGGCGCGGGUCUGGCUGGCCCGGGCGGCAUGCGCUCGGUGUUCGGGCAGAUGGUGGCGCGCUUGCCCGCGCUCACGCAGGACGCGCUCGCGCUGCCGCACCGCGUCUGGAAGGUCAAGUUUGUCGGCGAGAGCGUGGAUGACUGCGGAGGGGGCUACAGCGAGAGCAUCGCAGAGAUGUGCGAGGAGCUGCAGAAUGGCUCGCUGCCGCUGCUGAUGGUGACACCCAACGGACGUGGUGACGCGGGUGCUUCACGCGACGCCUUCCUGCUCAACCCCACCGCUAAUACGCCGCUACAUCUUAAUUGCUUCCGAUUCCUCGGCGUAUUGAUGGGCAUCGCGGUGCGCACGGGGUCGCCGCUGUCGCUGUCGCUGGCGGAGGGCGUGUGGCGGCAGCUGGCCGGCCAGGCGCUGCGCCCUCAGGACCUCGCCGAGGUCGACAAGGACUUUCUGCCCGCGCUGCUCUGCAUCCGCGACAUGACGCCCGCCAAUAAGGAACUACAAAACCUGGAGCUGCCCUUCUCGAUACCGUCCGCUGCAGGGCACGAGGUGCCGCUCUCCACGCGACACAAGCGAGUCACGCCGGACAACAAGGAUGAAUACGUACAGUUGGCGUUGCAUUACAGACUGCACGAGUUCGACGAGCAGGUGCGGGCGGUGCGCGACGGGAUGUCGCGCGUGAUCCCCGCGCCGCUGCUGGCGCUGUUCUCCGCCGCCGAGCUGGAGACGCUCGUGUGCGGUUCGCCCGACAUACCCGUGCACGCACUCAGAGCAUCCGCCACUUACAAAGGUAUAGACCCGAAUGCGCCACUAGUGCAGUGGUUCUGGGAGGUGAUGGAGGAACUGUCCGGUAGCGAGCGGGCUCUGUUUCUGCGUUUCGUGUGGGGACGGACACGAUUGCCGCGCGCGCCACAGGAUCCUAGACAAAGGGAUUUCGUAUUGCAGGUGCUUGACAAGUACCAACCGCCAGAUCAUUUCUUGCCAGAAAGCUACACAUGCUUCUUCCUUCUUAAGAUGCCCAGAUACUCGUGCAAGGCGGUCCUACGGGAGAAACUCAGAUACGCCAUCCACUUCUGCAAGAGCAUCGACACGGACGAGUACGCGCGCGUGGCGUUGAGCGCGGCCGAGCGCGUGUCGUCCGAGGAGUCGGACUCGGACGACGCCGCGCCUCCCGCGCACACUCCCCACCCGCCCGCGCUUUACUCGCUCACGCGCCCCCCCACCUGGCUCUGA